Sorghum bicolor (sorghum) is the source of this 1011-nucleotide messenger RNA. Its product is annotated as mitogen-activated protein kinase kinase 9. Bases 1 to 1011 code for a protein of 336 amino acids. NCBI's taxonomy places the organism in Eukaryota, Viridiplantae, Streptophyta, Magnoliopsida, Poales, Poaceae. Gene Ontology annotation, molecular function: protein serine/threonine kinase activity; ATP binding. Gene Ontology annotation, biological process: protein phosphorylation. The transcript has a single exon. The record is from RefSeq and is a predicted model, not a curated record. Gene Ontology annotation, cellular component: cytoplasm.
AUGGCUCUGGCAAGAGCGAAGAGGCUUCCGCCACUCCACCUCUCGUUGAACGUCCCUUCCCGUCCGGCCGUCCAGGAGCCGUCCUUCCGGCACGCCAACCCUCCUCCGGUGGUGGCCGCGCCGCAGUCCGCCUCGACACCGCUCGCCCGGUCGAGCCAAUUCCGCCUCGCCGACUUCGACAGGCUCGCCGUCCUGGGCCGCGGGAACGGCGGCACCGUGUACAAGGUGCGGCACCGCGAGACGUGCGCGCUCUACGCGCUCAAGGUCCUGCACCAGGGCGACGCCGCCGCCGCCGCCGAGGCCGAAAUCCUGGGCCGGACCGCCUCGCCGUUCGUCGUCCGGUGCCACUCUGUCUUGCCGGCGGCCAGCUCCGGCGACGUGGCCCUGCUCCUUGAGCUGGCGGACGGCGGGUCGCUCGACGCGGUCAGGACCCGGCGCGGAGCGUUCGCGGAGGCGGCGCUCGCGGAGGUGGCGGCGCAGGCGCUGUCCGGGCUGGCCUACCUCCACGCCCGCCGCAUCGUGCACCUCGACAUCAAGCCCGCGAACCUCCUCGCCACCACGGCCGGGGAGAUCAAGGUCGCCGACUUCGGCAUCGCCAGGGUGCUCCCCCACGCCGGCGAUCACUGCACGUCGUACGUGGGCACCGCCGCGUACAUGAGCCCGGAGCGCUUCGACCCGGAGGCGCACGGCGGGCACUACGACCCCUGCGCCGCCGACGUGUGGAGCCUCGGGGUCACUGUCCUGGAGCUCCUCAUGGGCCGCUACCCCCUGCUCCCCGCCGGGCAGCAACCGAACUGGGCGGCGCUCAUGUGCGCCAUCUGCUUCGUCGAGCCGCCUGCGCUGCCCGACGGCGCGGCGUCGCCGGAGCUCCGGAGCUUCAUCGCCGCGUGCCUGCACAAAGACUAUUGCAGGAGGGCGACCGUGGCGGAGCUUCUUGCCCACCCGUUCGUCGCCGGGAGGGACGUGCUGGCGUCGAGGUGCGCGCUUAAAGAGCUGGUCGCCGAGGCCUAG